Molecule: messenger RNA, 414 nt
Organism: Acanthoscelides obtectus
Lineage: Eukaryota; Metazoa; Arthropoda; Insecta; Coleoptera; Chrysomelidae
Source: the annotation of a GenBank genome assembly
AUGGCUCAUGAAAUGGAUGUUGCAAAUGUGCUGUUACAAGACGAGAUACCCAGGCUUUGUACUAAUGAGGAGCUGAAGAAGAGAAAAACCGAGCCAGCGCAAGUUAAAACAGCUAUCGAUAAUUUUGAAAAAUGUAUUGUCGAUGUGAGAAAUAAAAUUGAUGACAUAAUAAAUGAAGCCAAAAGUAUUUGCACUGAACCCCAAGGCAUCAAAAGGAGACGACGUAAUAAUAGCAGUCACGAUCACCGAGUUGCUGCAUUAGAAGUAUGCGACAAUAUAGUGAAUUUUGCAAAUGACAGAUUUCAAUUCAAAGAUCAUUUGGUAGCCGCAUCCCUUUUUUUCGUCGAACACAUUGGAGAAUACUGUGAACUCCUAUGUCAAAAUCAGAGGCUGAGCGAAAUUUCUCAACAUUGA